AUGACACACAGCAGCUCGUCCUUCCAACUAGAACUGGACCAGAUAGAUGUUACUGGCGACUCAGUGCCAUGGGACUCCAACAUCCCCCAGCUGGCAAAGUUCAACGACUUCAAAACCAUAGACUGGGUCAAUGACAACCUACAGAGUAAUAAAAGAAAACUAUUCCUACAGAAAACACAAUCAAACUUCAAACUAUUGAAGAUAUACCAAUCCUUACAGACCUAUAUCAUACUCACGCUGGUCGGUAUAACUAUCGGUGUUGUCGCUGGGAGUUUGAACAUCGUUACUGAAUAUCUAUCAAACUUACGAACCGGUUAUUGUUCUUCACAUUUCUAUCUAAAUAGGAAUUUCUGCUGCUGGGGUGAAUUAAACGAAUCUCAAUGUUCCAAUUGGGUGGAAUAUUCAUCUUUUGCACCAUUCAACUAUAUAAUGUUCAUUUCCAUUUCGUUAACACUGGGGUUUAUUGCUUGUUCGUUAGUGCUACACUAUGCGCCUGCUGCUGCUGGUUCAGGAAUCUCAGAGAUCAAAUGCAUAGUCUCAGGCUUCACCCUGAGUGGGUUUUUAAACACUUGGACUUUUAUAAUCAAGGCAAUUGGGCUACCCUUGGCCAUUGCUUCCGGGCUAAGUGUGGGUAAAGAAGGUCCCUCUGUUCAUUAUGCUGUUUGUGUGGGGAGUAUUAUCUCCAAAAUCUUGCUAAGACGUGAAUCUUCAAAGACAAGUUCAUCCUUGACUUUUAAAAACAUAUUGGUUGCUUCAAGUGCUGCUGGUGUUGCUGUUGCGUUUGGUAGUCCAAUGGGUGGUGUCUUGUUCUCCAUUGAGGAGAUUUCAAACAUGUUUAAGUUGUCAACAAUGUGGGAAUCUUAUUAUUGUUCAUUAGUUGCAGUGUUCAUAUUGAAAUUGAUGAAUCCUUUCAGAACUGGGCAAGUCGUUAUGUUUGAAGUUUCUUAUGAUCAGGAUUGGCAUUUCUUAGAGAUCCCAUUCUUUAUAAUCUUGGGAUUAUUUGGAGGUGGAUACGGUAUCCUAAUUAGUAAAUUCAAUAUCAAGACGGUUAGUUUCAGAAGGAAAUUCCUUACAAAUUUCGCAAUGAAGGAAGUCCUCACAUUAGCUUUAAUAACAUCUGUCAUUUCAUAUUUUAAUGAUUUUUUAAAAUUGGAUAUGACUGAAGGCAUGCAAAUAUUAUUUGAAGCUUGUAAUGAUUCUUUUGAAAAUCAUAAAAUUUGCAACCUUUCCACAAAUUAUAAAAUCUUCAACACUUUAACAACCCUGAUCUUGGCAACAAUCAUUAGAAUGGUUUUAAUCAUCCUAACUUAUGGUUGUAAAGUCCCAGCUGGUAUAUUUGUCCCAUCAAUGGCCUGUGGAGCAACAUUCGGUAGAGCCCUGGGUAUAUUGGUUCAAAUUGCCCACAAGAAUUUCCCCAAUUCAAAAUACUUCACAACUGGUUGUCUUGCUGAUAAUUCAAAAUGUAUCACGCCGGGGACUUAUGCAUUCUUGGGUGCAGGUGCUGCUCUAAGUGGGAUCACUCAUUUGACUGUCACCGUUGUGGUGAUUAUGUUCGAAUUGACUGGUGCUUUGAAAUAUAUCAUUCCAACAAUGAUUACAGUCGCUGUGACAAAGAUCAUUAAUGAUAAGUAUGGGAAAGGUGGGAUUGCUGAUCAAAUGAUUGUUUUCAAUGGGUUGCCAUUCAUUGAUCCUCAUGAAGAUCAUGAUUUUUUUGAACAUCCUGUUGAUGAUGCAAUGUGUGUGAAGACUGCUUCGUUGCCUGAAACUGGGUUGACUUUGGAAAAUUUGAGGAUUAUCAUUUCCGAUACUGACUUCCAAACUUUCCCCAUAAUUCAAAGUUUGCAAAAUCCAUUGAUUAAGGGAACAAUUGGAAGAGAUGAAAUAAUUGCAGUUUUAGAUAAAUCAUCAUCAUCACCAGAUAUACCAUGCAAAUUCACUCCUUCAAAUAAAACAAACUGUCUAGAUUUCAGUCAUUAUAUAAAUGAAGCACCAAUAUCUGUGGAAUUGGGCACUCCAUUAGAAACAGUGCUGGAUGUUUUCCAUAAAGUUGGACCGAAAUGUAUACUAGUCCAACAUGAAGGUUUACUACAAGGUUUGAUUACAAGAAAGGACAUCCUAAAAUAUGAAUACUAUUUACAUCAUUCACAUCAUCAUGAAGAUACAAAUGAAUUGAAGUUCCAGAAAGAUGAUUUAAUCUGGGACAAGAUCCAACAUAUUGAUCAAAUAAUCACAACGUUCUACCAAAGAAUCAUUAUAAAAUUAACAUCUUCAAGAGGUCGUUAUACUCAACUAGAUCAACAAUAA
Hansenula anomala is the source of this 2304-nucleotide messenger RNA. It is a transcript of the gene GEF1, whose product is annotated as Gef1p. Gene Ontology annotation, cellular component: early endosome; fungal-type vacuole; membrane. The record is from RefSeq and is a predicted model, not a curated record. Bases 1 to 2304 code for a protein of 767 amino acids. NCBI's taxonomy places the organism in Eukaryota, Fungi, Ascomycota, Saccharomycetes, Phaffomycetales, Wickerhamomycetaceae. Gene Ontology annotation, molecular function: voltage-gated chloride channel activity. Gene Ontology annotation, biological process: chloride transport; intracellular iron ion homeostasis; intracellular copper ion homeostasis. The transcript has a single exon.